AUGGAAGCGUGUAACGCAACUCAAAUUCUAAUGGAGGCGAAUUUGAAGAUUUCAAAAGCUGAAGAUGAGCGAGAGAUAAAUGCUAUAGAGUUCAGAAGAAUCAUAGGAUGUUUGAGGUAUCUGCUUCACACAAGACCCGACCUGUGUUACGCAGUUGGUGUUCUUAGCAGAUACAUGCACAAUCCGAGAGACUCUCACAGACAAGCCAUCAAGCACAUAUUAUGGUAUGUGAAAGGAACAACAAACUACGGUCUGUUCUUCAAGAGAUAUGGGUCAAGGAGUGUCGUUGGUUAUAGUGACAGCAGUCACAAUAUUGAUCUCGAUGACGGGAGGAGGACGUCAGGACAUGCAUUCUACUACGGUUCAUCACUGAUCACUUGGACAUCGCAGAAGCAGCAGACAAUUGCAUUGUCAUCAUGCGAAGCAGAGUUCAUGGCGGCAACAGAAGCAGCGAAGCAAGCUAUAUGGAUCAAGGAAUUGUUGAGUGAGAUACUAAGUAAAGAAGGCGAGAAGGUCAAGCUUAGGAUCAACAACAAAUCAGCCAUUGCUCUAACGAAGAAUCCAGUUUUCCAUGGAAGGAGUAAGCAUGUACUCAAGAAGUAUCACUUCAUUCGUGAGUGUGUGGAAAAUGGGCAAAUCGAAGUGGAGCAUGUGCCGGGUGUUGAGCAGAAGGCCGACAUCCUUACCAAGCCAUUAGCAUGGAUUAUGUUCAAGCAAAUGAGGAACUUAAUCGGAGUUCAAGAAAUUGAUCUCCCUAAUUCAAGUUAG
Messenger RNA from Brassica napus (rape), 768 nucleotides. Its product is annotated as secreted RxLR effector protein 161-like. The coding region runs from base 1 to 768 and encodes 255 amino acids. The transcript has a single exon. NCBI's taxonomy places the organism in Eukaryota, Viridiplantae, Streptophyta, Magnoliopsida, Brassicales, Brassicaceae. The record is from RefSeq and is a predicted model, not a curated record.